UUUCAAAAAUGGAUGAGCGUGUCAAAGUUCAAUGUGAAAUUUGUAAUAUGGUUCUUCCUUAUGCCAGAAUGCCCAUUCAUCUCAAAGAAUGCAGAACAAUUCGAACUUUUCCGUGCAGUCUCUGUCCACGAUUCUUCCAGUCACAAGCAGGUGUGAAUAGACAUCAAGGUCAAGUGCAUUCAGCGGAUGAACGAGGAACUGCUUUUCGUUGCCAUCAUUCUGAUUGUAACUUUGGCACAAACACUGAACAGUCUCUUAAAAACCAUUUGAAUUUGCACAUUACCGGAUUUCGCCGUUCUCUUUCGCGUUCUCGUUCACGCUCUCAUUCUCGUCAACCUGGUGGAAAUCAAUAUUCUCAACCUGAGCCUGAACAAAUAGAUCAACAACCGACGGAACAGCCACAACAGGAGAAUCAGCAACCACCUUUAAUGGAGGAAGUGCAAAAUCAUGUUAUGGGACAAAAUGAUGUUCCGUUACAAGAUGAUGUUCCGAAGGUUGGUGCUAGAGCUACUCCAAUUCAUAUGGAUAAUAAUAUUGAACAAUCUCGUGAAGAUUUGGCUGAAGAGGCUCCAGCUUGUUCUGUAGCAUCUGGGACUGAACCUCCUCUUGGUAUUUACGAUCUCCGUCUUAUUGAUCCAACUAGAGCUCGAUUGAUUAUGGCCGAAGAACAAAGGGAUUUGGAUGAUAUUGUUCGGAAUUUGAGAGAGAACAACCACCAAUUACGUCGAUAUUGCGAGAAUCAUGGUAUUGGUAUACUUGAACAUGAUAUUAUCGGAGAACAAAUUGAAGGUUUAUUUAAAGGGUCUUUUGAUCUAAUUUAAGCUAUUUUUCAAUCUUUUCGGUCAUUUUAUUCUUGAUUAUCUCUAAGUUCUCUUAAUUUGUUCUUCUCUGUAAUUAGGCUAUAUUCGGUCUCUCUUUAAUUUAAAAACUAGAUUGGUAAUAGUUAAGUUUGUGUUGUGCCUUUUUUCUUUCUUGAUAAUGUACAUAAUGGUCAGACUUCCGAAUUUUG
This is a messenger RNA of Meloidogyne enterolobii, 1009 nucleotides long. NCBI's taxonomy places the organism in Eukaryota, Metazoa, Nematoda, Chromadorea, Rhabditida, Meloidogynidae. The record is from the annotation of a GenBank genome assembly.